Molecule: messenger RNA, 6791 nt
Organism: Cricetulus griseus (Chinese hamster)
Lineage: Eukaryota; Metazoa; Chordata; Mammalia; Rodentia; Cricetidae
Source: RefSeq, a predicted model, not a curated record
ACCCGGGCAGGCGCUUUCUCGCGCACGGGGGUGGGGCUUUUCCAGGCUGCUAACUAAGAUGGUGUCGGCUGGACUUCCCGGGACAGCUGCCUAAGGGGAUCGAGGGCCAGCAGCCGGAGGGACCACCCGGCCCACUGUCCGGCCCAGACAGCACCGACCGUGCGGAGCCUGCGGGUUCCAGACUCGAAGGACCGAAGCACAGCCAAGUACGCCGUAGGACCUAACAAAUGUUUAAGAGAACGCCGAAAGCGCGGGGAGGCGGGCCCGACUCGCUGUCACCGUCUCGCGACAGCUAAGUGACGUCGCACGGCAAGCGCGUGUUCUAGUCUUUCACCUUCAGACGCCUCGGUUUGUGGGCCUACUCCUUUAAGUAAGUGAUGGACAGCGCUGUUACCCUAUCAGCUUCCUCGCCAACGUCCAAUCAGAUUUAAACUUCCUCCGGCCGCCGGAGAAGUUGGAAGACUGGGGUCGAAAGGGAGCGAGCGGGCGAGCGAGCUCUUUGUGUCUCGCGAGAUCGGGAGAGCCAAGUUUUCAGAAAAAAACGCCAGAACCGAAGUCCGUACUUCCCAAGGAGUGGUUUAAAGGACGUGGCCACGGACCAAUGAGAGGAAAGAGGAGGUGGGACCACUGCUUUCGCCGUGCUAGAAGUACCGUUACAGGGCAGACUUUUUGUCCAAUCAACGACUCGAGGCUUCGGGUCAGGUGACCGUGAAGUGCGAGGGGCGGAGCUACGGCUGGCGCGAGGAACCGUUAAGAUAGACAACGAAUAUAACCAAUGAGGUACGCGGAUUAGGGCGUUGGGAACCCAAUAACAGCGUCGAGGCGGGCGCCUUCCCGGAGCGCGGGGAGAUGUAAAGACGGACAAAUAGUUUUUCCAAUGAGAAGGCUGAAGAGUGAAUUAAUUGACCAAUGAGGUCUGCGGGGCGGGAGCCUUUGCCGCGGCGGAGUCCAAGAUGGCGGCGUGCGAGUCCGCUGUGUGAAACGAGCGCGGGGUGGCGGGUUAGUCAGCUCCGCAGAGACGACCUCCGGCGACCCUCAACAAUGAAAGGAAAGGAGCGCUCGCCGGUGAAGCCCAAACGCUCCCGCGGCGGUGAGGACUCCAGUUCUCGUGGGGAGCGGAGCAAGAAGUUAGGGGGCUCUGGCGGCAGCAAUGGGAGCAGCAGCGGGAAGACGGACAGCGGCGGGUCGCGGCGGAGCCUUCACCUGGAUAAGUCCAGCAGCCGAGGUGGCAGCCGCGAGUAUGACACCGGUGGGGGCAGCUCCAGCAGCCGCCUGCAUAGUUACAGCUCCCCGAGCACCAAAAAUUCCUCAGGCGGGGGCGAGUCGCGCAGCAGCUCCCGGGGUGGAGGCGGGGAGUCACGUUCCUCUGGGGCCGCCUCCUCAGCGCCUGGCGGCGGGGACGGAGUGGAGUACAAGACCCUGAAGAUAAGCGAGUUGGGGUCCCAGCUGAGCGACGAGGCGGUGGAGGACGGCCUGUUUCACGAGUUCAAACGCUUCGGUGAUGUAAGUGUCAAGAUCAGUCACCUCUCGGGUUCUGGCAGCGGGGAUGAGCGGGUAGCCUUUGUGAACUUCCGGAGGCCAGAGGACGCGAGGGCGGCCAAGCAUGCCAGAGGCCGCCUGGUGCUCUAUGACCGGCCUCUGAAGAUAGAAGCCGUGUACGUGAGCCGGCGCCGCAGCCGCUCCCCGUUAGACAAAGAUACUUACCCUCCGUCGUCCAGCGUGGUCGGAACCUCUGUCGGUAGCCACAGGCACGCCCCUGGAGGAGGUGGAGGUCAGAGAUCACUUUCCCCUGGCGGUGCUGCUUUGGGAUACAGAGACUACCGGUUGCAGCAGUUGGCUCUUGGCCGCCUGCCGCCUCCACCCCCACCACCAUUGCCCCGAGAGCUGGAAAGAGAACGAGACUACCCGUUCUAUGACCGAGUGCGCCCAGCUUAUAGUCUUGAGCCAAGGGUGGGAGCUGGAGCAGGUGCUGCUCCUUUCCGAGAAGUGGAUGAGAUCUCGCCCGAGGAUGAUCAGCGUGCUAACCGGACACUUUUCUUGGGCAACUUAGACAUCACUGUGACAGAAAAUGAUCUAAGAAGGGCUUUUGAUCGUUUCGGAGUCAUCACAGAAGUGGACAUUAAGAGGCCUUCUCGUGGACAGACCAGUACCUAUGGUUUUCUCAAAUUUGAGAACCUAGACAUGUCUCACAGGGCCAAACUAGCAAUGUCUGGCAAAAUUAUAAUUCGGAAUCCAAUCAAGAUUGGUUAUGGUAAAGCCACACCCACCACCCGACUUUGGGUGGGUGGCCUGGGACCUUGGGUGCCUCUUGCUGCCCUGGCACGAGAAUUUGAUCGAUUUGGCACCAUACGAACCAUUGACUACCGAAAAGGUGAUAGUUGGGCAUAUAUACAGUAUGAAAGCUUGGAUGCAGCUCAUGCUGCCUGGACCCAUAUGCGUGGAUUCCCACUCGGUGGCCCAGAUCGUCGCCUUAGAGUAGACUUUGCAGACACAGAGCAUCGUUACCAGCAGCAGUAUCUUCAGCCUCUGCCCUUGACUCAUUAUGAACUAGUGACAGAUACUUUUGGGCAUCGAGCGCCUGACCCUUUGAGGAGUGCUCGGGAUAGGACGCCACCCUUACUAUACAGAGAUCGUGAUCGGGACCUUUAUACUGAUUCUGAUUGGGUGCCACCCCCACCACCAGUUCGAGAACGCAGUGCUCGUGCUGCAGCUAGUGCUGUGACUGCUUAUGAGCCACUGGAUAGCUUGGAUCGAAGGAGGGAUGGCUGGUCAUUGGACAGGGACAGAGGUGAUCGGGAUUUGCCUAGCAGCAGGGACCAGCCAAGGAAGAGAAGGCUGCCUGAAGAAAGUGGAGGACGGCAUCUGGAUAGAUCACCUGAGAGUGACCGGCCACGAAAACGUCAUUGCACUCCUUCUCCUGACCGAAGUCCAGAACUGAGCAGUAACAGAGAUCGCUACAACAGUGACAACGAUCGAUCUUCUCGUCUUCUUUUGGAAAGGCCCUCUCCAAUCAGAGAUAGACGGGGCAGUUUGGAGAAGAGCCAGAGUGACAAGCGAGACCGUAAAAACUCUGCAUCAGCUGAACGGGAUAGGAAGCACCGGACAGCUGCUCCCACAGAGGGAAAAAACCCUCUGAAAAAGGAAGAACGUUCUGAUGGCAAUGCACCCAGUGCCAGCGCGUCAUCAUCAAAGCAGAAAGCUCCUUCCCAGAAACAGGAUGGAGGGACAGCUCCUGUGGCAGCAUCCUCUCCCAAACUCUGUUUGGCUUGGCAGGGCAUGCUUCUACUGAAGAACAGCAACUUCCCUUCCAACAUGCAUCUAUUGCAGGGUGACCUCCAAGUUGCUAGCAGUCUACUUGUGGAGGGUUCAACUGGAGGCAAAGUAGCCCAGCUCAAGAUCACUCAGCGUCUCCGUUUGGACCAGCCCAAGUUGGAUGAAGUAACUCGUCGCAUCAAAGUGGCAGGGCCCAAUGGUUAUGCCAUACUUCUGGCUGUACCUGGAAGUUCUGACAGCCGAUCCUCCUCUUCGUCAGCUACAUCAGACACUGCCACCUCUACACAGAGGCCACUUAGGAACCUUGUGUCCUAUUUAAAGCAAAAGCAGGCAGCUGGGGUGAUCAGCCUCCCUGUGGGGGGCAACAAAGACAAGGAGAACACAGGGGUUCUUCAUGCCUUCCCACCUUGUGAGUUCUCUCAGCAGUUCCUGGAUUCCCCUGCCAAGGCACUGGCCAAAUCUGAAGAAGAUUACCUGGUCAUGAUCAUUGUUCGUGCAAAACUGGUGAACAGCGGAUGAAGAUACGGAAUUCAAAGCUCUAAUGGACCUUUUUGAAGAGAAGUUGUGGCUUAUGUGGAGUUUACAUGGGCCUCUGAUGGAAGAAAGCUAAUCUGUUUAGUAUUUUGUGCAUUUUACUAAAAUGGCAGCUUAACAUUGUGUAUCUGCUAUUGUGAUGCCAAUGCCGGUGUUUUAAGUGGAAAAAUGACCUCUUUGCUUUGUGCUGUGUACACAAGAUUUCUGGAAAAGUAAAGAAAAACCCUUUUUAUGGCUCACACAGCUUAAAAGUAGCUGUCACUCAAACAUGGGCUCACAGUUGAGCUGCUUUUGUUUUAUUCUAAAUAAAUUGUUUCUUUUGAGGAAAAUGUUUUUCUGCCUGGAAGUGAAUUGACGGCAAACCUUGACCCCUUUGUUUGCAGCGGAGGGGGUACUUGCUGCUGCUCAGAUCUUGUAUGUCUUGAGCAAGAAGCAGGGAGACCAUCAAUUUCGUUUUGACUAUCACGGUGUGUCAAUUCUGAAGGAUCAUAGUGUUACAGUGACCCCUUUUGUUUGCAGUGAAGGGGAUCCUUUGCUUCUCGGUCCUCAACAUGAUGAGGGUGCUGUUUGCUGGCGCGCAAGAAGCCGGGGCAAGCACUCUAAGCCUCACCACAGUGCUCGAGUCGGGGGCUUUGCUGGUUUGAAGAGCCGGAGUUCCUGAAAUUUAAGUUUUGAUUUAUUUUGUUCACCCAUCACGUUUGGCUUUAGUUUCAUUUUUUAAUUUGAAGAAAAGUUUGAAAUUGCAUUAUCUUGCACUUUUAACAUUUGCACCAAAUUGCCAAAAGAAGGAGAAAUGCUCCGGUUGCUUUUUAAAUGUUAAUGAUGAUGUUAAUAAAGCCUUUCCUGACACAUUUGAGGAGCUCCUCCAUCUCCAGGGGCUUCUUACCAGAGUUAUGCAGUGAUGAUGGGUUUAGUUCUGAAUGGAUGAAGAGUUCCUGAGAGCUAGCGUUUGUAAUUAGAACCGUUACUUGGUAUCUGUGCCUUAUUUGACCUGUGGUUCCACAUGCCUUGGAUGUGCAUGCAUCGUGACGGUUUCAUAGGUACGAACGCACACUCAGGCCCAGUCACUUCGGUUGGUAGUACAGAUUGUGAGGAAAAAAUGGAGGCAUCCUUAAGGAGGAGAAAGUGUUUGCCUUUAGUUCCUGCAUUAUCCUGUACAGGGGCUCUUGAGCUUUGGAAGCCUGCUCCCAGUACAGGAGAAAAACUCCCCUGUUUGCAGCAGAAUACUUCAGUGCACAGUGACAACGCUGGAGUUCAAGAGGAAGCCAGCAAUUCUGCACCUUUGGCUUCAGACACCAUGGUUGUUUGCCAGUUUUAAACUUAACUAGUUACAGACGAAGACCACCUUGGCAUGCAGGCUUGUUUGGGCUUGUUUUGAAUUUUAACCUCGGAUGGAAGAGCCCUAGUGCUGUCUUGUCUCCAUGCGGGAUGGUGAUUGCUAGGCAACAGGUGAUUAUCAACCAAGGAUGCCACGGUUAUACUCUGCAAGGUGGUGUUCCAGUGGUAAACAGCUGUAUAAACUUGUAAACAGGAACUACUGAAAAAACCUAUAGCUGACUUUUGGAUAUGACUUUAUUACUCAACAACUAAAAGAUGAGUUCUAAUUGCCAGACUUCUGAAACUGGCAUUGUCCUCCUGUUUUUAUAGAAACUGGGUUGGAAGUCAGCUGCACAGAGGGAAAGGAGCUGCCAUCUUGGUGCUAAGGUGGAAUUCUGGAGGCUGUCUACCAGCAAAAACUAGCAGGUUUGGGUGUGAUAUGACAUUUAACUUACACUUAGUUUGCUAACCACCCUCAGCCAGGGAAGAGGGUGAUUUGGGCCAUAUUCUUAAAUAAAAUUGGAUUUGUUACUAGUUACUAGAAAAAGAUAGAGCUGGAGCAGGCAAAGGUAGUGUUCUUUGGAGGAGUAUAUGUAGGGAGGAGGGUAGGUUUUUAGCUUUUUGUGCUUUAAAUUUUUGUCCUAUGUUAAGGAAUUGUGUUAGUUAUAGUUCUCGUCAUUCAUAAUGAUAAAGGAAUAUAAAUGAUUUUGUUUCCCAUGUGCCUUUUUAAUAGAUUUUUUAAUUGUGUAUGUUUUUAAAGUUAUAUGGUUUCCAUAGGUUUCCUGUAUUUUUCUCUUUCCUAGAAUUAUUAAAGUGUUGUAUCGAACUAACUUUUUUUUUUCUUUUUCAUUCCCAUACAGGAAGGAGAAGUAUAUUGUUUAUGUAUUCUCGGUUAUCAUUUUAAACAAACAUUUUGACUGAGGAUUUACUGUUUGCCAGAUUCCUACUUAAACAUGCCUAUACUCUUUUAUAGGAAUUUCAGCUUUUCAUUUGGUAAUAGAUAUGGGUAAGUAAAACUGAGAAUCUCUUAAGCUCUGAAGAUUACCAGUAAACAUCUAGAGUUAAAGGUGAACACAAUCUGUGUAUUUUCCUAUAAUCAAGUAUUGUUUUUAUUUUGGUUUUCAAGUACUAGUAAUUGAACCUAGGGCUUCACACAUGUUAGGCAAGUGGUCUACCUCUGAGCUACAUCUCCGUUACAAAGAAUUGAGUUAAUCUGAAAACCAGCAUUGGUAGUAUUUUUUGGUAUUUGUUGCUGAAGUCAGAACUUGGGAAGAGAUCUAAUGGUCUUUAUGAAGUCCUGUUUAUCAUUUCAUAGAGGAAUGACUUAGAGAAACAAGGGUUGCCCUGAAAUCUGUCCCUUUAAAGUCAAAUGAGAUGUCCUUAGUGUCUGAUCAUAAUCUUACUUGGGAUACGAUGAGCAACUCCGAGAUGAAAAAUCUAUGUGAGCUUUUAGCAGUAGCCUGAUUACUGCCCUUGACUUGUUAGAACAUUUAUGACUGCCCAGUUCUUAGGAUUAGUGGAUACAAGUACUGUCAGGAGCUCUUUCUUUAUCCUUAUAUAUAAUUCUAAGUAUUCUAAACUUUGGGUAAGAAAGGGCUAGAAACAUUUUUUCUGAUUGAAAAUAAACAUAUUUUAUAGUUUCACAAUAAAGCGAUUCUAUUUUCUAA